Molecule: messenger RNA, 2604 nt
Organism: Ceratotherium simum simum (southern white rhinoceros)
Lineage: Eukaryota; Metazoa; Chordata; Mammalia; Perissodactyla; Rhinocerotidae
Gene: KLHL4
Product: kelch like family member 4
Molecular function (GO): protein binding
Source: RefSeq, a predicted model, not a curated record
CACUGUUAGCUGCAGCUUUCUGCUUCAGCUGGAAAGCUAGAAGUAUUCACAGUGUACCACAGGCAGCGGGGGUUGGGGGGAAGCAAGAAAGAUUGCUCUCGGCACUUGUGCUUUUGUUAGUUCUACAGAAGAGGCAGAGAAACAAGAGAUAACAAAGGCUCCAUUUCCUUUCUGUGAGAGAAGGCUUUUGUCUCCUUCUGCAACGAUGUCAGUGUCUGGCAAGAAAGAGUUUGAUGUGAAACAGAUCCUAAGGCUACGCUGGAGGUGGUUUAGUCAUCCUUCUCAAGGUUCGCCCAACACUGGAAACUGCCUUCAGCAGGAAGGAUAUGAGCAUAGAGGGACCCCGGUUCAGGGCAGGUUGAAGAACCACUCUCGGGACAGAAGCGGACUGAAGAAAAGCAACAGUCCUGUCCACCACAACAUACUGGUACCAGUGCCAGGACCGUCCCCUGCCCAUCAAAUAGCCCUUCAGAAUUGGCACCCACUAAACCUGAUAGAACAUCUUCGAGCAAAUGAAGAUACUCCUAAAGCAGUUUCAGAGGAGAAUUUGUUCAAAGAAGCUUGUGAGAAACACUCACAAGAUUUGGAGAUGAUGGCUGAUGACAAUACAGAGGAUUCUACAGCAAGAUUGGAUACACAACAUCCUGAAGAAAUGGAUGUCAGCACAUCUGAGGAGCAGUUCCUUGCUGUAAACCAUGCAGAGCAAACUCUCCAUAAAAUGGAGAACUACCUGAAAGAGAAGCAACUGUGUGAUGUGCUACUCAUUGCUGGACACCUUCGAAUCCCAGCCCAUCGGUUGGUUCUCAGUGCAGUGUCUGAUUAUUUUGCUGCAAUGUUUACUAACGAUGUGCUUGAAGCCAAACAAGAAGAGAUCAGGAUGGAAGGAGUUGAUCCUAAUGCGCUUAAUUCUUUGGUGCAGUAUGCUUACACAGGUGUCCUGAAAUUGAAAGAAGACACUAUUGAAAAUUUGCUGGCUGCAGCUUGUCUCCUGCAGCUGACUCAAGUCAUUGAAGUCUGCUCCAAUUUUCUCAUAAAGCAACUCCAUCCUUCAAACUGCUUAGGGAUUCGAUCAUUUGGAGAUGCCCAGGGCUGUAUGGAGCUCCUGAACGUGGCACAUAAGUAUACAAUGGAACACUUCAUCGAGGUUAUAAAGAACCAAGAAUUCCUUCUGCUUCCAGCUAAUGAAAUUUCAAAACUUCUGUGCAGUGAUGACAUUAAUGUGCCUAAUGAAGAAACCAUUUUCCACGCUCUAAUGCAGUGGGUGGGACAUGAUGUGGAGGCUAGGCAAGGAGACCUAGCGAUGCUGCUUUCUUACAUCAGACUGCCUUUACUUCCACCACAGUUACUGGCUGAUCUUGAAAAUGACUCCCUGUUUACUGGUGAUCUUGAGUGUCAGAAGCUCCUGAUGGAAGCUAUGAAGUAUCAUCUCUUACCUGAGAGAAGACCCAUGAUGCAAAGCCCUCGGACGAAGCCUAGAAAAUCAACUGUGGGGGCACUUUAUGCUGUGGGAGGCAUGAAUGCUAUGAAAGGUACCACAACAAUUGAAAAAUAUGAUCUCAGGACCAACAGCUGGCUACAUAUUGGCACCAUGAGUGGCCGUAGGCUUCAGUUUGGAGUUGCAGUUAUUGAUAAUAAGCUCUAUGUCGUGGGAGGAAGAGAUGGUUUAAAAACUUUGAAUACUGUGGAAUGUUUUAAUCCAGUGGGCAAAAGCUGGACGGUGAUGCCUCCCAUGUCAACACAUAGACACGGCUUAGGUGUAGCCACACUUGAAGGACCAAUGUAUGCUGUUGGUGGUCAUGAUGGAUGGAGUUAUCUAAAUACUGUAGAAAGAUGGGACCCUGAGGGACGUCAGUGGAAUUACGUGGCCAGUAUGUCAUCUCUUAGAAGCACAGUUGGUGUUGUUGCAUUAAACAACAAGCUAUAUGCUAUUGGUGGACGUGAUGGAAGUUCCUGCCUCAAAUCAAUGGAAUAUUUUGACCCACACACUAACAAGUGGAGUCCAUGUGCUCCAAUGUCCAAAAGACGUGGAGGUGUGGGAGUUGCAACAUACAAUGGAUUCUUAUAUGUUGUUGGGGGUCAUGAAGCCCCUGCUUCUAACCAUUGCUCCCGGCUUUCUGAUUGUGUGGAACGGUAUGAUCCAAAAGCUGAUUCGUGGUCAACUGUGGCGCCUCUGAGUGUUCCUCGAGAUGCUGUUGCUGUAUGCCCUCUUGGAGACAAACUGUAUGUGGUUGGAGGAUAUGAUGGACAUGGUUAUUUGAACAUUGUUGAGUCAUAUGAUGCACAGAAAGAUGAAUGGAAAGAGGAAGUUCCUGUUAACAUUGGAAGAGCUGGUGCAUGUGUUGUGAUGAUGAAGCUACCAUAAAGCUAUCUUUUUCAAAAGGAAGGAAACUGGAUAAUUUCAAGAAAUGGAGUAGGAUGGAAAAAAAAGAAGAAACAUGUUUUAUUUCCUUCAAUUAGUAAUCAAACAUGAAAAUUCUUGUGUCAUUUUAAUAUGUAGUUACAAUUGCUCUCAUUUGUGAAACCAAAACAAGUUUUCAAACAUGAAUUACAUAUAGGUGUUAAGUGUAUGUGUUGUUGUAGCUGAUAAUAUAAGUGGAAAUCUGA